CUAUCAAAAACGGCUCUUGUUGUAUGACGUAUCCUAUUCCUUUCUCCACACAAGAGGAAGAGACCAUGUCGAGCGCCGAAAGCUCGUCGCCGCCUUCGCCCUCGCCCUCGCUCUCGCCCUCGCCCUCGCCUUCGGCCUCCACCGGUCUUCACCGCAUGGACGACCUGCGGAAGGUCUUCGCGCGCUACGAUGCCGACGGCGACGGCAGGAUCUCCGCCUCCGAGCUCGCCGACGUCCUCCGCUCCUUCGGGUCCGACGCGUCCCCCGCGGAGGUCCGCGGCAUGAUCGCCGAGAUGGACGCCGACGGCGACGGCUUCGUCGACCUCCAGGAGUUCGCCGACUUCCACCGCCGCCGCCGCCGCGACGACGGCGCCGAGGAGCGGGAGUUGCGGGAGGCGUUCGACGUGUACGAUCUCGACCGCAACGGGCUGAUCUCCGCGGAGGAGCUCCACCGCGUGCUGAGGCUCCUCGGGGAGAAGUGCUCCGUCAAGGACUGUUCCCGGAUGAUUCGGUCCUUCGACGACGACGGCGACGGCAGCGUCAACUUCGAGGAGUUCAAGAAGAUGAUGACCAACGGCGGUGUUGGCGGGCGCAAGUCCUCCACGUCCGGUCGCGGCGGCCCAUCAAGUUCCGCCGCCUGAUCCGAGAUACAGGGCUGCUGGGAUUAACGAAAUCUGACGGAGUAGGUUAGGGUUUAGUAGUAUCUCAUCCUAUGUGUUGGAUCGAAGUUGCGUUUCUUCGCAAGAAUUGUUUCUAAAUAUCUGAUUCGGUUUCA
Musa acuminata AAA Group (dessert banana) is the source of this 775-nucleotide messenger RNA. RefSeq names its product probable calcium-binding protein CML18. Gene Ontology annotation, molecular function: calcium ion binding. Lineage: Eukaryota; Viridiplantae; Streptophyta; Magnoliopsida; Zingiberales; Musaceae. The transcript has a single exon. The record is from RefSeq and is a predicted model, not a curated record. Bases 24 to 641 code for a protein of 205 amino acids.